AUGAAGCUAGAAGCUGUAACUGAUUAAAAAGACAAGAAGAACAAUUUAUAUCAGAGCGAAUAGUAAAUCCAUUUACUUGAUCAAAAGGCUUUAAAUGAGCUCCUGAACUUAAAUGUCUAUUAAUUGGCUCAAGCUAAAACAUUUCAAUCACCUGGCAACAACAAAAGGAAAAAUAGCGAUGAAGAUAUUUAUGUAGAGGAGACUUUGCUGUUUUCAUAUGAUCCAAAUUUGGCAUCCUAAAAUUCUGAUGGAGGAGCUACCCCGAGAAAGCUUAGUGGCAAUUUAGCAUCAACUCAAACUCUCAAUACAUUGAUAUAAUAAGUUGAGACUUUAAGAUAAAAUAUAUUGAUUGAAGUCCAUAAAUGGAAUGAAGUGGAGGACGAUGAAUUUGAUAAGUCUUUGCUUCAAAGAAUGAUGAGCGAUGAAUAUGUUGAUGAGGAAAUCGAUAAACUUUUAGAGACUCUAAGUACGACAAUAAAAAUGAACGCUAAUAAUCUUGGAGGAGACUUCAUUGAAAAUGAUAUCAGACUAUCUGAAUCAAUCAGAGAUUCUCUUGAUGAAAUAAAGAUGAUGUAAAGAGCACCUAAUAACAAAUCAGGAAUUAUUGAGAGAAGGAGAUUUCUUUAAAGAUAUAUGGAAGUGGCAGAGCUAUUAGGGGUUAGCCUUACUGUUGAGCAUUUACUUCCUGCACUUAAUGAAGUUGUAAGCCUAAUUCUCAGGAUAAUUCAUAUAUAGUUCAAAUAAGAUGAUGGUUAGAAUGACAAAGACUACAUAAAAUUGAUAUUCGCAAAUCUGAAAAGACUCAUUGACUUUUUAGCCUCAGUAUUUUAAUCCAAAUAUUUAAUCAGUUUUUAUUAGAGCAAGAUUACAGAUGGAUAUAAUGGAAUCAGAGAUUUUAUAAUGCCAUUCUUUAAUCAUUUCUUUCAAUCAGAUAAAAUUGAUGAGACUAUUAAGCAAGAAUUAUAGUAAGAAGUGAUUUCACUUCUAGUAGAAGUUUCUAAAAUAAUGACUCAUGAAGAUAGAGCAGAGAAGGUUCUACCAAUAAUAUUAGAAAACAUUAGAGAUGAUAGCGAUGAAGAGAGAAGAAUCCUAGGAUUGGAAUUAGUUGAUAGACUUGCCGAAUAAAUGGGAAAAGAAAUUUGCCAGAGUUUUCUAAUGUAUGAAAUCGUGUCACUUUAGGAUGAUCCUAUCUACAGAGUCCGCAAAGAAACAGUAAUGAGAAUGAUAAAUAUCUCCAAGGUGCUAGGCAAGGAGAUAUUCUUAGGAAUUCUAUUUCCUGUAUUUAAGAAACUCGCUGGUGACUAAAUUUGGGGUGUAAGGAGAUCUGCAGUGGAGUAAUUACCAUUUAUAUCAAAUCUCUGUCCAAUAGAAAUUAAAAAUGGCAUACUAAUUGAAAUGUUUAAAAAGUUCUCUUAAGAUUCAUCAAAAUGGGUUAAAAUGGCAACUUUCCAAUUUCUAGGACCUUUUAUUGCUUCUUAUGAGGGCAUUGAUCCAAAUCCACUUCUUGUUGACUAUUAUAUAAAUAUGUGCGAAUAAAACAAAAGUCCUCAGCCAGAUAAUGAAGUCCCCUAUCACUGUGCCUAUAAUUUCCCAGCUGUCUUAUAAACUCUAGGGGCAAAAUCUUGGACAAAGCUACAGCCAGUUCAUGACUUAUUAGUUAAAGACAGCAGAAUAAAAGUUAGAAGAACACUAGCAUUUAGUUUACAUGAGAUUGCUAAAAUCCUUGGGCCAGAAAUUGCAGAGAGAGAGCUUAUGCCUGUUCUAAAUCUCUUUUUAAGAGAUUAGAUUGAAGUUAAAGAAGGUGUUACAGAGAAUUUGCCUAAAUUCAUAGAAGUUUUAAAACCUGAACAAAGAGAGACUUACAUUGAUAAGUUAGCUCAAACAUAAAUAGAUCCAUCUCAAUGGAGAAAAAGAGUAAUAUAAGCCACACAGGUUAGAAAAUUUUCAAAGAUCUUCUCUUCAGUAAAUGUCAAUAAAUAUUAUGUACCGAUUUUUUUCUUGCUCUGCUAGGAUCAAGUAGCUGAAGUGAGAAUAGAAGCUGCCAGAGCUGCUAAAAACUUAGCUUAUAAACUAAAUGAAAAUGAAGAACUAUUUACAUAAUUCAUCAGCAAAGUUAUUCUCUUAAAAUAAUCUAAUAGAUACAACCUCAGAUAAACUUUCAUUUACAUUUGUGAAUCAAUGAUGAAUGCAAAAGAACUAUUCUAGAAAUAUCUAAUUAAAGACUUUUGCGAUCUAUAAAGGGAUAGAAUAAUAAAUGUAAGAAUGGUUCUAAGUGAAGUGCUAGAUAAUCAUUAUAAAAAGCAUGAAAAUGGUGGUCUUAUUUAGGAACUUAAGGAACUUAGACUAAUGAUGAAACAUCUCAAACUGGAUAUUCGUGAUGUUAGUGACAUUCUAGCUGAUAUUAAUGUUGUAAUGCAAGAAGGUGAUGAAUAAGAUGAAAUAAAGCUAUAUGAGUAGGAUUUACCUUAGCAAUAAGAGACCUAAAUUGAGGUAUCUCAAAAUAUCUUAUUAUAGGAUAGUCCUAAUAAAAAAAGUGAGCUAGAGUAAAAAAUCCAUGAAUUAGAUAUUUAAGUCAAUGAUAAGUAAACAAUGCCCUAAGAUUUAUCUGAAACAUAGGAAUCACAGAUUUAAAUUGAAGAAUUCCAAGUUAAUUUGCUAUAAAUGAGUAUUGAAGUUGAGAUCUCUCAGUAGACGGAGGUUAAAACCGAAUAGUAAAAUGAUAAAUCAGAAAUUAUUGAAGGAGAUGAAGUACUAUUGAGUUAUUGA
Stylonychia lemnae is the source of this 2766-nucleotide messenger RNA. NCBI's taxonomy places the organism in Eukaryota, Ciliophora, Spirotrichea, Sporadotrichida, Oxytrichidae. The record is from the annotation of a GenBank genome assembly.